AUGGCUGAUAUCGACAAAAAAGGCCCGACGGGGUUACAUCCGACUGAGGAUACCCUUGGCUCAGACAAGAAACCAACAUCAGUCACGUCGGCUACAGCUCCGACGGAUGUAAAGUCACCAGACCAUGCCACAAGAAAUCAGCCAAAGACCGGCGCCGACGCUGCCCUCGAACUGCUCAAUGAGACCGGAUGUCUGGACCGAACGAUCGAUCCGGAGCUCAAACAAAGACUCAAGCGCCGUAUCGACACCCAUAUCAUGCCUCUGAUCUGCAUCGUCUACUUCUUGCAGUACAUCGAUAAGACGGCUAUUUCCUACGCCAGUGUGACCGGCAUCCAAAAAUCCACCGGCCUUCACGGCAACCAGUUCAACUGGGUUGCGUCUAUCUUCUUCUUUGGCCAGCUCGCAUUCGAGUUUCCCACCAUCCGCCUCAUCCAGAUGUUCCCUCUGGCUAAGUAUACCUCAGUUAACGUCACCCUGUGGGGCAUUGUCUUGGCUUGUCUUGCGGCAUGCAAGAAUUAUUCUAGUCUUCUCGUCUGCCGGUUUCUUCUCGGCGUCUUCGAGGCUGCGGUUGUCCCAGCCUGGGUUCUCUUUACCUCGCAGUGGUACACCAAGCAAGAGCAGGCCUUCCGUGUCGGCAUCUGGUUUUCGGUAUGCGGCGCAGCUCAGAUGUUUGGCGGUUUCUUCGCAUACGGCGUUGCAGUCCACGUUGGAAAAGACCCCAAUGCCGCUCUCCGCGGGUGGCAGGUCAUCUUCCUGUUUCUCGGCCUCCUAACAGCUGUCGUCGGAAUCGCCUUUUGGUUCAUCAUGCCAGACUCGCCCGCUUCCGCCAAGUUUCUAUCACAGGAAGAAAAGGCAACCCAUCUGGAGCGCAUCCGCGACAACGAGCAAGGUAUUGGCUCGCAGCAGUUCAAGUGGUAUCACGUCAAGGAGGCUCUGCUAGACACGAUGACCUGGCUGUACGCCUUCUGGAUUUUCGCGGCGAAUAUCCCCAACUCCACGGCGACUAGUUUCGGCAACAUUCUCGUCAAGGGCAUGGGCUACACGAGUGAAGAGUCGUUACUACUUGUGACCCCACUCGGCGCAUAUGAGAUUGUCGCAUUGGUCAGUCUGACGUGGUUGGCGAUGAAGACAAGACAGCGGCUUUACUGGUGCAUCGCCGGGCACAUCCCUGCCAUCAUCGGAGCAAUCCUGAUGGCGACGACAUCAAAGGUACCCGCCUUGAUCGGAUACUACACUUCAGGCGGUAUCCCGAUCGGAUGGACGACAAUUCUGGGUCUCCAGAGUUCCAACGUUGCCGGUUCCACCAAAAAGAUCACCGUUGCAUGCAUUGGCACCAUCGCAUAUACCGUUGGUAAUAUCAUCUCGCCCCAGACUUUUCAAGCCCGAGAUGCGCCGAGAUAUCUGCCUGCCAAGAUCUCGAUUUGCAUCAUCUAUUUCUUGGUUACAGUGGAUCUUUUUGUGAUGCGUUGGGUGCUGGAUAGAAGGAAUAAGAAGCGUGAUGCUGAGAAGGCUGCGCUUGGGGACACCUACAAGGUGGAAGAGAAUCACGAGUUCUGGGAUCUUACGGAUCUUGAAAAUAAGGAGUUUCGGUAUGAGCUCUGA
Molecule: messenger RNA, 1602 nt
Organism: Colletotrichum spaethianum
Lineage: Eukaryota; Fungi; Ascomycota; Sordariomycetes; Glomerellales; Glomerellaceae
Product: putative transporter
Exons: 1
Coding region: 1-1602 (533 amino acids)
Biological process (GO): tripeptide transport; dipeptide transport; transmembrane transport
Cellular component (GO): plasma membrane
Molecular function (GO): dipeptide transmembrane transporter activity; allantoate transmembrane transporter activity
Source: RefSeq, a predicted model, not a curated record